AGUGACAGCCAAAUAGAGAAUUCACAUAUGAUGAAGAAGACCGUCCAUCCUAGCUGGGCUUGGCUUGUAUUUUUAAGCGAAGACAAAUGUUACCACAUUAUGCUCCAAAGCUAGAACAACCUUUCUAAGCAAGCUAUGGUAGUAGAGCAGAGAUUCUUACGUUAUGCCAUUUUUCUUGCUAGUCUGCUUCUGUCUUCCUUAUCAUCUCUGAAUGCCCAAAAAGGAAAUUAUAAUUCAACUGCCUAUCUUCCUGCUUCGUGGAUCAACCAGGCCUCCAAGUCCCAGGAGAUCAAUGGCACGGAUGAGACAACAGUGUUAGUGUUACCCAUCCUCCUGAGAGGAAGUGAUGGGCCAAGGUAUGUGUGCGGCUUCUAUUGUAACAAGGUAGAAGAUCAAUGCCUCUUUGGAGUCCUAAUUUCCCAAUAUACACCUAACACUGAUAAUUAUCUGCAGUCCCCCAAAUUGGUCUGGUCUGCUAACAGGAAUAAUCCUGUUCAAAGUAAUGCAAUGUUGCAACUUAAGGAAGACGGAGAUCUGGUCUUGGCAAAUUCUGACGGCACCUUAAUAUGGUCCAGCAAUACGAGAGGAAAGUCUGUUUCAGGCUUAAACUUGACAGAAAUGGGAAACCUCGUACUGUUUGGGCCCAACAAUGAACCCAUUUGGCAGUCUUUUGAUCAUCCCACCGACUCGUUACUUCUGGGACAGAAGCUGGCUGGUGGGCAGAGGCUGACGGCUAGUGUUUCAGCAUCCAAUUGGAGUCAAGGUCGGCUUUCUCUUGCUGUUGGCUCUGCUAGCUUUUCAGCUUAUACAGAGUCUGAUCCACCUCAAAUAUAUUACCUGUCCGGCCUUACGUAUCCAUAUUGUGAGUUCAGAAACGGCAGCUUCAAUGGUUUCACGAUUCCUCUUGCAUCAGUAGCUCAAUUCAUAAGGUUUGAGCCUGAUGGGCAUUUAAAGUUAUAUCAGUGGGGAGCAGCCGAUGAAUUUACAGAAGUUGUUGAUCUUUUGACUUUUCUUAAUGAUUGUGAUUACCCUAUGGUGUGUGGCAACUACGGAAUCUGUUCAAGGGGUCAAUGUGGUUGUAUUGAAACAACCAAUGGCCAAGAGAGAUACUUCAACGAAAUAAAAUCCAGACAACCUAAUCUUGGAUGUUCACUGGUCACUCCAAUUUCCUGUGAUCACUCCCAAGAUCAUACCCUUCUGGAACUAAAGAAUACAUCUUACUUUGCAUUUCAUCAAAGCUCAGAUAAAAUAGAAACGCUAAUGGAGGAAUGCAAAAGUAAGUGUAUGAGUAACUGUUCAUGCAAAGCUGCUGUGUUUUAUUAUACAGAUCAACUGCAUAGAGAUUUAGAAAGCAAGGGCUAUUGCUUAUUAUUAAAUGAAGUAUUUUCUAUUAGCAACAAUGAAAGAUCAGUUGAUGAUACAAUUCUCCUUGUUAAGGUGCAAAAUACCCAUGUCAAUAAGUCAAGGCGUAAAACAGUUAUACUGGCAUCAACAGUUGGCGCUUUGUUUGGUGUGGUAUGUGUAGUCGGUUCUUGUCUGGUUCUUUUAAUGAGAGUAUUCAGGGAAUCCAAUGAAACUGAGGGGGAUUUUCUGAGCAAGGUACCAGGAAUGCUUGCAAGAUACUCUUAUGAGAACUUGAAAGCUGUGACAGAAGAUUUUAGCAAAAAACUUGGCGAAGGAGGAUUUGGUUCUGUUUAUGAAGGGGCACUAAGUAAUGGUACGAAGAUAGCAGUCAAAUGUCUUGAUGGUUUCGCUCAACUGAAGGACUCCUUUAUAGCGGAAGUGCAGAUAAUUGGUAGUAUCCACCAUGUUAACUUGGUAAAACUUAUUGGUUUUUGUUUUGAGAAAUCACACCGCCUUUUGGUUUAUGAGUACAUGGCUAAUGGAUCUUUGGAUAAAUGGAUCUAUGGUGGAAAGGAGAAACAAUCUCUUCCAUGGAGUGCAAGGAGAAGAAUCAUAACAGACAUUGCUAAGGGAUUAGCUUAUCUCCAUGAAGACUGCAGUCAUAAAAUAAUUCAUUUUGACAUCAAGCCCCAGAACAUCCUCUUAGAUCAAAACUUCAAUGCAAAAGUUGCUGAUUUUGGAUUGUCAAAGCUGGUUGAAAAGGAUCAGAGCAGAGUUAUUACAAGGAUGAGAGGAACACCCGGGUAUUUGGCCCCUGAAUGGUUGAGCUCCGUGAUCACAGAAAAAGUGGAUGUGUACAGCUUUGGCAUCGUGAUGUUGGAAAUCCUUUGUGGGCGGAAGAAUUUGGAUUGGUCUCAGAUCGAGGAAGACAGGCACUUGCUGAGUGUCUUCAAGAGAAGAGCAGAAGAAGCAAGACUUGAAGACAUGGUUGACAAAAAUAAUUUGGACAUGCAGGUCCACGUUCUGGAAGCUGUGGAGAUGAUGCAGAUUGCUGCAUGGUGUCUGCAGAGCAAUUUCACCAAGAGGCCUUCAAUGUCAUUAGUGGUUAAAGUCCUUGAUGGUCUGGUGGCACCUGAAACCAAUCUGGAUUAUGACUUCACAAAGCCAUCAGCAGUUGAAACAGGGGCAGCUGGUGAUCAAGGAAGAGAAGCUUUUCAUAUUGCCAGUCCGCUGUUGCCUUCAACUUUAUCCGGACCCAGGAUUCUGGUACUGCUGUUCAUAUGUCAUUCCCUGGGCUUCUAAUUCUCAUAUUAAUUGAGAAAGCGUAAAGGAUUGUGAAAACACGAGUUCUACAAUUCAAACAAGCACAUAACCAGUGGCCACUGGGAGUGCCUUUCAAGUCCCUCUCGAGGUGCUGGUUGAGGGAUCAAAUCCAUUUAUCAGCAUCAAACAAGAAAAGGAUUUCUUGACUUCUCAAAUCCAAUGGGUGCCUUAGGAUAGCCGUUUGAUCCGGAGGUGGUUUUUGAAUUCUCAAUGAUUCACUAGGCAUGUUCCCUUCUCCUAUGGUAUUGGAGUAGAUGUAAAUGUUGACGUCUGACCCAAAAAAAAAAGAAAAAU
Coffea arabica (coffee) is the source of this 2961-nucleotide messenger RNA. The record is from RefSeq and is a predicted model, not a curated record. NCBI's taxonomy places the organism in Eukaryota, Viridiplantae, Streptophyta, Magnoliopsida, Gentianales, Rubiaceae.